Messenger RNA from Penicillium chermesinum, 1011 nucleotides. RefSeq names its product alpha/beta fold hydrolase. The record is from RefSeq and is a predicted model, not a curated record. Lineage: Eukaryota; Fungi; Ascomycota; Eurotiomycetes; Eurotiales; Aspergillaceae. The transcript is spliced from 7 exons. The coding region runs from base 1 to 1011 and encodes 336 amino acids. Gene Ontology annotation, molecular function: catalytic activity.
AUGUCCGUAGACAAGAUUCGUGUCGAGGGUGACCCCCGCAUCCAGCACAAAAGUGCUACAGUCAAUGGCCGCAACUAUGGCUAUCUUCUAAGCCAACCAGAAUCUGGCACAUACCGAGCCACCAUUUUCUUGCUUCAUGGAUUUCCUGAUAUUUCUUUUGGCUGGCGCUAUCAGAUCCCCCUAUUCUUGAAUAUGGGUCUCCGAGUCGUUGCCCCAGACUGCCUAGGCUAUGGCCGCACUGAUGCUCCGGAUGACUAUACCGAAUACUCCCACAAGAGGGGAGCAAAUGAUAUCAAAGAACUCGCCGCCCAACUAGGCGCGUCCAAGAUCAUUCUCGGAGGUCAUGACUGGGGCGCCGCUUUCGCCUACCGCGUUGCGCUUUGGCACCCGGAUCUAGUCACUCACCUCUUCACGGUCUGCGUGCCUUAUGCCCCGCCAAAGGAGGGCUUCAUCCCGCUUGAGGAAAUCGUGCAGAAGAGUGCCCCGAAUUUCAUGUAUCAGGUGCAAUUCGCCAGUGGAGAGGUGGAGAAAGUAAUCAAAACGAAGUCCGAGAUCAAGCAAUUUUUGCUGUCGUUGUAUGGCGGAUGCACGCCGGAGAGAGAGUUCGGCUUCGAUGUCACCAAGGGGGUUCUGUUCGACAAACUUCCUCGGCUGCUUCCGUCGAGACUGCUGAGCGAGGCGGAAACGGAAUACUACGCCACGGAAUUCGCGAGACACGGAAUGCAUGGGCCUUUGAACUGGUAUCGCACUCGCAAGGUUAAUCAUGAUGAUGAACUCGCAAUUCUCGGUCGCAAGAUCGAGAUUCCCGUCCUGUUCAUCCAGGCCCUCAGGGACGGCGCCCUUCCCCCGCAUCUUGGGAAGUCGAUGAGCAAGACUCUUCCCAAUUUGGCCAUUGAGCGGGUUGACACCGCGCACUGGGCACUCUGGGGGAAGCCUGCGGAGGUCAAUGCAAUUCUCAAAAAUUGGCUGCAGAAUGUUGCAUUGCAAGCAAAGCCUUCGGUUAAGCUGUGA